Messenger RNA from Calliphora vicina (urban bluebottle blowfly), 423 nucleotides. RefSeq names its product cuticle protein 10.6. Lineage: Eukaryota; Metazoa; Arthropoda; Insecta; Diptera; Calliphoridae. The coding region runs from base 1 to 423 and encodes 140 amino acids. The transcript has 2 exons. The record is from RefSeq and is a predicted model, not a curated record.
AUGUUCAAAUUGAUCGCUGUAUUCUCUGCUCUCUUCGCCGUUGCCUCAGCUGGCUACUUGGGCCAUGGUUAUGGUUUGACUGCUCCCGCCUAUGCUACCUCUUAUCAUGCCCCUGCCGUGGUUGCUGCUCCCGUCUAUAAAUCUUAUGCUGCCCCCAUUGUCCAUGCAGCCCCUGUAAUUAAGACCUAUGCUGCACCCGCCCUUGUACAUGCUCCCGUGGCCACCUCUUAUGCCAACACCUAUAAAAUCUCUCAAAAAGCCUAUCCCGUAGUACAUGCUGCUCCUGCUCUUGUAGCCGCCCCCGUCAUUAAGUCAUACGCUGCACCAGCUGUCAUUGCUGCUCCCGCCUAUGGUUUGGGUCAUGGUUAUGGUCAUGGUUUGGCUCUCGGCCAUGCCAGCUAUGGUCACUCCAUCUAUCAUUAA